UUAGUUCCUUUUCUAUAGAAUAUCUUGGGAUAACACGAAAUUAUUCUACCACUGCUCAGUUUUUUUUUUUAGAUAAAUAGAUAGAUAAUAAAUUAAUAAUGUAUUAAAGAUGUUUGGAUACUGUUAACGCAUUAUUUGAGAAAAAUACGUUUUCCUAGAGUCAAUUUGUUGGACCAGCCAGCCAUAUGCAUUUUGAAACAACUGCAGUUUAAAAGGGACUUAAAAAGCAUUGUGACGAAAUUAAGGAUAAAGGGGUUUCUCUUGACCAAAUCACAAGGAGGGAAAAUGCAAAGAUACCUCCUGAGUCCCGACUAUCAUUAUCAUCUACGUGACACCCAUUUUAAUACUUGUAUUUUUUAUCCACUAAAUUGUUGAAUUUCGUCUUCCAAAUUAAAGGUUGUAUCAGUUCAAUGGCUAUGCCUGGACAAAGGUUCUUAAUUAGGAUACUGAUGAGAUUAAAGCUGAAAAGAAAUUAUUAACAAGGGUUAACAAUUCCGAUAAUAAUAAUAAUAAUAAUAAUAAAAAGGGUUAACAAUUCCAACAACUAGAUGGUUUCUUCUUUCUUGGAUUUGAAUUUAUUAUAGGUUGAGAACCCACACAAAGUAGUUACUACUACUAGUACUACUAUUCUACCCGCUGCUCAGUUUGUGAUUAGGAUAUCCUCCUUUCCUUUCCUUCGGGUUCCCACAGCAGCUGUGAAAGUGAAGCCAAGCCCACUAUGACCUUGAUGGUGCCCAUACUGUUCAAGCAUUCAAACCAUACACAACGCACAAGCGUAAACGCUUGCACACCAUUGAAGAUAGUUGUAACGAACCUCAUAUGUUCCGCGCACCGCAGCUUCGUGUAAUACACUAGUAUUCUUUUUCUGCUCGUGCUUUUCUAAUGGUUUUUUUUUUUUUGCAGGUGCUAAAGGAUCUUUAUCCAUAAAUGUGUUUCGUUGCUUCUGUUUUCUUUUGAGAGUUGGCCGUAUUUUUUUUUGUUGAUUGUUUAGUUUUUGUUCCGGCUGUAUGCUUUUCGUUCUUUGUGUUAUCUUCUUAUUAUUAAUGUAUUUUUUACUCUUCCAAAAAAAAUAAAAAUAUACCGGAGGAAGCUAUUUUCAAUAUGAAAGUACCAUAUAGAUAUAUGAAAACGGGCCGAUCCCUACGGGCUGGGCCCACCCACCGUUCAAGUAGACUCGAUUCCGGGCUGGACUUUACCAUAAGUAUAUACUUGCUACCUCAAGAGGAAGAAGAAGAACCAGGUGUUGAUCUUCUCUCUCUCUCUCGUCAUGAGCACGAAUUCGCCAACAGCCGAGGAGCUCCCAAACCUCGCCGCGGAAACCACUCCCCUAAAGCCAGAGUCAGCGGCGGGAACCACGCCCCAAAAGCCAGAGUCCGUCUCUACAACAAAUCCGACCGCCACUCCCACCAAAGAAAACCCCGCCACCGCUACUCCCACUGUCCACUCCAAAGAAAACUCUGCCACCGUUCCUCUCACCGUCGACUCCAAAAUAAACUCCGCCAUCGCUACCCCCCCGCCUCCAGAACCACCUUCAACCCCCGCCGCCGCAGCCGCCCCAACUACCUCCACCGACCUCGUAUACAUCCCCACUUAUUCCAGGUGGUUUUCUUUUAACAACAUUCACGAGUGUGAGCUUCGGUUCCUCCCUGAGUUUUUCGACGGGAAAUCGCCUUCAAAGAACCCUAGGGUUUACAUGUACUACAGGAAUUCCAUCGUUAGGAAAUUCAGAGAAAACCCGACUACGAAGAUCACCUUCACGGAGGCUCGUAAGACUAUUAUCGGAGACGUGGGAUCGGUUCGGAGGAUAUUUGAUUUCUUGGAGGCUUGGGGUUUGGUUAAUUACUCACCCCCUCCUGCGUCCAAGUUGCCCCUCAAGUGGGAUGAUAAGGAGACCAAAUCUAUUACAGCAUUGUUGCAGAGCACCGAGCCCACAAUGAAUGUCGCUGAAUGUAUGGUGCCGAAGAAGAAAUUAUGCAGUGGUUGCAAGUCAGUUUGCAGCAUUGCUUGCUUUGCUUCUGAUAAGUAUGAUUUGACUCUUUGUGCAAGGUGCUAUGUCCGUGGGAAUUACCGGGUUGGUGUUAGUUCUUCUGAUUUCAGACGAGUUGAGAUCAAUGAAGAGAUAAAGACAGAUUGGACUGAGAAAGAAAUUUUGCUCCUUCUAGAAUCCACCAUGCAGUAUGGUGAUGACUGGAAGAAGGUUGCAGAGUAUGUUGGUGGUAGAAGUGAGAUGGAAUGUGUCACUCGCUUUAUCAAGCUUCCUUUUGGUGAGCAAUAUUUGGGGCCUUCAGACUCUUGCGAGGUCAGCCAGAAAUUAUAUCAAACAAAGGACCAGAAUGUUGCUGCAUCUGGAUUGCAAAGUUCUGAAAAGUCAUUCCCAAACAAAAGAAUGCGUCUUAACCCACUUGCUGAUGCAAGCAAUCCAAUUAUGGCUCAGGCUGCUUUUUUGUCAGCUUUAGUGGGUGUAGAGGUUGCUGAAGUAGCUGCCAGUGCUGCGGUGAGAGCUCUAGCUGAGUUCGGUUAUGGAGCCAUUAAAGAACAUCCUAGACUUCUUUCUAGUCAUGGAAGACAGCAAGAACCUGAUGCUUCAUCUAACGGUGACGCCACUUUGAAAACAUCAGAAGGACUUGAUAUAGAUGUGCAAUCUCAGCUUGACAAGGAGGAGCAGGACUUGGAGAGGGCAAUGUCUUCCAUUACUGAAGUGCAGAUGAAGGAGAUUCAAGAUAAGAUUUCUCGUUUUGAGAAGUAUGAAUCGCAAAUGGAGAGGGAGUGGCAACAACUGCAGCAAAUGAAGAACAUGAUCUUUGUUGAUAAGCUCACGCUUCUUUUAGAUAAAACUCGUGCACAAAAAGCUGGAGGAAGCAUGCAGCAGGAUGCUAAAACAGAAUGAUUUUCUUUGCCCUUCCUUUUACUUCUGUUUUACUUUAUUUCAUUGGAGGAUAGGUUUUCCUUUCUUUUUUCAGACUUGUUUCUCCCUAGGAUCAGCUAAACUAGUCUCAAAAGAUGUAACUAAUUAGUAUGGCUGUCCCUACUCCCUAGUGCUCCUGUCCGAGUUUCGAAUUCCAGUAUGCGCUAGUACAGAACCUUGGCCAUUUUUUUUGGAAGAUUAAAUAGAGCAUGAGUUAUUCCAGGUGAA
Molecule: messenger RNA, 3133 nt
Organism: Rhododendron vialii
Lineage: Eukaryota; Viridiplantae; Streptophyta; Magnoliopsida; Ericales; Ericaceae
Product: SWI/SNF complex subunit SWI3B
Exons: 6
Coding region: 1268-2887 (539 amino acids)
Molecular function (GO): protein binding
Source: RefSeq, a predicted model, not a curated record